AUGCUUCUUCUACCAUCCCUCUUGCUACUAGCCACAUCGUGGCAGGUAGUCAGUGCAGAUUCCGAUUCCUGCUCAAGUAGUGCGACCAUCUCCAGCCAAAGUGACGCCGAUACAUACGCCAACUGUGACCAGAUCGAUGGCAGCGUCACCAUUUCUUCGUCAGCUAGCGGCUCCAUUAUUUUGAACAAUGUCACCGAGAUCAAGGGAUCCUUCACGGCAGAAGGAGCAUCGGGUCUCACUACUCUAGCCGCACCGGAUCUCGAGACAAUCAAAGGAGCUUUGACUGUGGACAGCAUGAGCUCGCUGAGCAACCUCUCGAUGAAUUCCCUAUCUGAGGUAUCCUCAGGUAUCACAAUCAUAGCAAACCCAAAACUCAAGCAUCUGGAAUUUGAAGACUUGGAGGAGGUUGAUGGACAACUCAAAUUGACAGGGUCUUUUAGCUCAGUGUCGCUGCCAUCGCUUGACCAGGUGAAAGGGCAGACAACUAUCCGAGGUGGCAGCUCCAUGUCCUGCACAGCAUUAAACAAUUUACAAUCCGAGGAUGUAUAUGAUGGCGGAUACUCCUGCUCGACCAGCAGCGGAUCUUCCCUGAGCACGGGUGCCAAGGCCGGAAUCGCGGUCGGCGUCAUUAUCGGGGUCCUGCUCAUCCUCUUCCUCAUGUGGUGGGUCUUUCGGCAACGUCGAGUCCGUCAAAAACGCCGACGGACUUCCCAAACACCUAGCUCGAUAUCUCCACCUGUAUUGAAGGACGAGAAGCAAUCUACUCCACAAUACCAACCCAUCCCAUCAAGCGACUUGUCACCUAAAGUUCCUCGCAAGCCUCUGGGACCGGCACCAGCAUUGCUGGACGGUCGCUCGAUCUACGAAGCAGCGUACCCUGCGAGUCCGAUCCCAGUGUACCAUGAGUUGGACGCCGGACCAGUCUUCAGCACACAUCAACGGCCGAUUAAUUCCGAAAGCUAA
Penicillium pulvis is the source of this 963-nucleotide messenger RNA. RefSeq lists its product as uncharacterized. The record is from RefSeq and is a predicted model, not a curated record. Bases 1 to 963 code for a protein of 320 amino acids. The transcript is spliced from 3 exons. NCBI's taxonomy places the organism in Eukaryota, Fungi, Ascomycota, Eurotiomycetes, Eurotiales, Aspergillaceae.